AAUUUCUUAAUUUUGUCCCUGCCUGUGAUUACUUUUGCCGUUGUUGUUAACAAUUUCUUUCAACAACACUAUCACUCGCUCCCUAUCGGCUUUUCAACAACAACAACCAUCACUCACGAUUUGUGAAUUUAAUAUUUAAUUUAUAUAUAGAAAAUGGGUCUUCUUCCUUUUGAAACCUUUAGCGAGUUUGGAGCCUUGAUCCAACUCAAGUAUUUCCACAAGUUACCAGCCAUUGAUAGAAAUGAUGUAUCCUUGAAGUUUUGUUAUGACAAGUUGAACCAAGUAUCCAGAUCCUUUGCCAUGGUCAUUCAAGAAUUGCCAGACGAACUCAAACAUCCAGUUGCCAUCUUUUAUCUUGUCUUGAGAGGUUUGGACACUGUUGAAGACGAUACUGAAUACUUGAAGGAAAAUCCUGAAGCUAAACAUGAAUUGCUCAGAACCUUCUAUCAAAAGAUUCGUAAUCCUAAUUUCCAUUUGGAAAAUUGUGGUGGUAGUCUCAAUGCUACUGCUCACUAUGCUGAUUUAAUGUUACACUUUGAUCACGUUUGUAAGAUUUUCCUCAGCCUUGACCAAAAGUAUCAAGCUGUUAUUGAAGAUGUCACAAUGAAGAUGGGUUGUGGUAUGGUUGAUUAUUUGGGAAUGACUGGUGUUGAUACUGUCAAGGACUAUGAUGAAUAUUGUCACUAUGUUGCUGGUUUGGUUGGUAUUGGUCUCUCAGAUAUGUUUACUGCCUUUGGUGAAGAUAAACAAGCUCUCUUCAAGGUUGGCCUCAGUGGUUCAUCGGAAGAUCCACUCAAGAAAUCACUUUCCAAUCUCAUGGGUCUCUUCUUACAAAAGGUUAAUAUUAUUCGUGACUAUGCUGAAGAUAUUGAGGAAGGAAGAACUUUCUAUCCAUCAUCUGCUUUCCAACAAUUUGGUCUCACUCAAGUUACCGACUUGAAGGAUCCAAAGAAUUUACCACAAGCUCUUAAAACAUUGAACUACCUCGUCACUGAUGCCCUCUCACAUGCUCCAGAUUGUCUCGAAUACAUGUCAAGCAUUAAGGAUCCAAAAGUUUUCAGUUUCUGUGCCAUCCCACAAGUUAUGGCUAUUGCCACUCUUGUUGAAAUUUAUAAUAAUCCAAACGUUUUUGUGAAGAAUGUAAAGAUUAGAAAGGGUCUCACUGCCAGAAUUUUCAUGGAAACCAAGACUUUGGGAGAUGUACAAAAGUGGUUCUCAAAGUUUGCUGCUGAUUUGAGAGUCAAACUCGAAAAGAAUUUGGACGACCCAUCUGCCCAACAAACUAAACAAGCUUUGGAUAAUAUUCAAAAGAAGGCUGGAGAAAAGACCAUGAAGAAUGGACUCAAGAUUUCCAGCGGUUUUGGACUUGUUUCAGUGGUUAGUGCUUUGGUUUACUAUACAUUAUAUGGACGAUCCCCAUCAACUGUUUCUGCCACUAGAGGUUCAUCAAUUCUUGGUAGACUCUUCGGUUGGACUGGUCUCACUCCAUCAGGCAUAUAAAUUUCUGUAAAUUUU
Naegleria gruberi is the source of this 1515-nucleotide messenger RNA. Its product is annotated as squalene synthase. Gene Ontology annotation, molecular function: squalene synthase [NAD(P)H] activity. Gene Ontology annotation, biological process: farnesyl diphosphate metabolic process; lipid biosynthetic process. The transcript has 2 exons. Gene Ontology annotation, cellular component: endoplasmic reticulum membrane. Lineage: Eukaryota; Heterolobosea; Eutetramitea; Acrasida; Naegleriidae. The record is from RefSeq and is a predicted model, not a curated record. Bases 154 to 1500 code for a protein of 448 amino acids.